UCCUCUUCGUCCGUUCCGUUCCGUCUUGUUUUGGUUUUGGUUUUGCGUUUAAUGUAUGGGAUGGGACAACGUCGUAAUGUGUUAUGUUUUAUUUUCUCGAGCCUGCUCUUUUUGCUAUUUUGUUUACCUUUUCUGUUUUCACCUGGCUGGAUUCAUAUCAUUCCUCCCUCUUCCUCCUCCCCAACCACCACGCCAUGAAAUUGUUGUCUUCUUGUUCUUCUUCUGGGUUCGGUCUAUACCGUAUGUGUUUGCGUUCUAGUCUGGAUUUACUAUACCAUAUACCAUAUACCAAGCAACUGGCAACUGGAAUUUUUGGUUUUUUGGUUUCUGUCUGGUUUUUGUCUGGUUUUGUGGUUUCUGUGGUUUCUGUGGUUUCUGUGGUUUCUGUGGUUUCUGUGGUUUCUGUGGUUUCUGUGGUUUCUGUCUGUCUGGUCUGUCUGGUUUUUGUCUGGUUUCUGUCUUGAUUUUGUCUGCUAGGAAGUAGGUAUUCUAUUGAGCUCUAAGGAUUUGCCGCGGAAAGUUCUGGAGAAAUAUAUAUGGAGAAUGAUGCA
Molecule: messenger RNA, 551 nt
Organism: Tricharina praecox
Lineage: Eukaryota; Fungi; Ascomycota; Pezizomycetes; Pezizales; Pyronemataceae
Exons: 1
Coding region: 84-464 (126 amino acids)
Source: RefSeq, a predicted model, not a curated record